GUGCUGAAGCUCUGCCUAGUCCGCCCACUGCAUAUGCUGCUUUGCUCAGAAUUAAGAAGAGUUCGUCUUCAUCCCUCUUCGGUUCGAAAACCAGACCGCGAUACAGCAGCCCCUCCUUGGGAACGCUGGGUGUUUCUUCACCUAGCUGGCGAGGAGCAGCCCAGCAUUAUUAUUCCCCCAUCAAUCUUUAUCAUUCCUCAGAUGCCUUCAAAGAAGAUGAGAGUGUGGACUAUGGGCCUGUGUUUGUGCAAGAACCAGAUGACAUCAUUUUUCCAACUGAUUCUGAUGAGAAGAAGGUGGCACUGAACUGUGAAGUCCGUGGCAAUCCAGUUCCCAGUUACAGAUGGCUUCGAAAUGGAACGGAAAUAGACCUGGAAAGUGACUAUCGCUACAGUCUGAUAGAUGGCACUUUCAUUAUCAGCAGUCCAAGUGAGGCAAAGGACUCUGGUCAUUACCAGUGUUUGGCAACCAACCCUUUUGGAAGUAUUCUUAGCAGAGAAGCUAUACUGCAGUUUGCCUAUCUGGGAAAUUUUAGUGGCCGGACGAGAAGCGCUGUCUCCGUGAGGGAAGGCCAGGGUGUUGUCCUGAUGUGCUCUCCUCCGCCUCAUUCACCAGAGAUCAUCUAUAGCUGGGUAUUUAAUGAGUUCCCUUCCUUUGUGGUGGAAGACAGCCGGCGGUUCAUUUCCCAGGAGACAGGCAACCUUUAUAUUUCUAAAGUCCAAACAUCAGAUGUCGGCAGCUAUAUUUGUCUGGUGAAAAACACAGUGACGAACGCUCGGGUCCUCAGUCCGCCAACUCCGCUCACCCUACGCAAUGACGGUGUGAUGGGAGAAUAUGAGCCGAAAAUUGAGGUCCAUUUUCCGUUCACGGUCACAGCUGCUAAGGGGACGACAGUCAAGAUGGAGUGCUUUGCACUUGGCAACCCCGUUCCAACGAUCACAUGGAUGAAACUCAAUGGCUACAUUCCCAAUAAGGCACGUCUGCGGAAAUCUCAGGCCGUGCUGGAAAUACCCAAUGUGCAGCUGGACGAUGCGGGCUUAUAUGAGUGCAGAGCUGAAAACUCACGCGGAAAAAACUCCUUUCGUGGACAGUUGCAAGUGUACACCUACCCACACUGGAUAGAAAAACUGAAUGACACACAGCUGGACAGUGGGAGCCCUCUCCGGUGGGAAUGUAAGGCCACCGGAAAACCCAGACCCACCUACCGCUGGCUGAAGAACGGAGCAGCCCUCUUACCUCAGAGCAGGGUUGAGAUGGUUAAUGGAGUAUUGAUGAUCCGCAGUGUGAAUCAAUCAGAUGCUGGAAUGUAUCAGUGUUUGGCUGAAAAUAAAUAUGGAGCCAUCUAUGCCAGUGCUGAACUGAAGAUUCUAGCUUCAGCUCCUACUUUUGCACUGAAUCAACUGAAGAAAACGGUAAUUGUUACCAAAGGCCGAGAAGUCAUCAUAGAGUGCAAACCCCAAGGCUCUCCCAAACCAACCAUCUCCUGGAAGAAAGGUGACAAAGCAGUUAGAGAGAACAAAAGAAUAGCUAUUCUUCCAGACGGGAGUCUACGGAUCCUUAAUGCUUCUAAAUCAGAUGAGGGAAAGUAUGUUUGCCGAGGGGAAAACGUCUUUGGGUCUGCUGAAAUUAUAGCUUCAGUAUCUAUAAAAGAACCUACAAGGAUAGAACUUACUCCUAAAAGAACAGAGUUAACCGUGGGAGAAAGCAUCGUCCUUAAUUGCAAAGCAAUUCAUGAUCCUAGCUUGGAUGUUACUUUCUACUGGACUCUGAAAGGACAGCCUAUCGAUUUCGAGAAAGAAGGUGGACAUUUUGAAAGCAUCAGGGCCCAAGCAUCCUCUGCUGAUUUAAUGAUCAGGAACAUCCUUCUGAUGCAUGCUGGGAGAUAUGGCUGCAGGGUACAGACCACAGCAGACAGUGUGUCAGAUGAGGCAGAGCUUCUUGUUAGGGGUCCCCCAGGCCCACCUGGGAUCGUCAUUGUUGAGGAAAUCACAGAAAGCACAGCCACGCUCUCCUGGAGCCCAGCAGCCGACAAUCACAGCCCCAUCUCGGCCUACAACCUGCAGGCUCGCAGCCCAUUCUCCCUGGGCUGGCAAACAGUAAAGACAGUCCCAGAAGUCAUAACGGGAGACAUGGAGUCAGCCAUGGCUGUGGACCUGAAUCCAUGGGUAGAAUAUGAGUUUCGAGUGGUGGCCACCAAUCCCAUUGGAACUGGAGAUCCAAGCACCCCGUCUCGCAUGAUCCGCACAAAUGAAGCAGUUCCAAAGACAGCACCCACCAACGUCCGUGGAAGAAGCGGAAGAAGGCAUGAGCUGGUCAUUGCCUGGGAGCCAGUGUCUGAAGAGUUUCAGAAUGGGGAAGGCUUUGGCUACAUUGUGGCUUUCAGGCCCAAUGGAACACGUGGUUGGAAGGAGAAAAUGGUGACAUCCUCUGAAGCUUCCAAAUUCAUUUAUCGAGAUGAAAGCGUCCCACCUCUCACUCCUUUUGAAGUGAAGGUGGGCGUUUACAACAACAAAGGAGAUGGGCCUUUCAGUCAAAUUGUGGUCAUCUGUUCCGCGGAGGGAGAACCCAGUGUCGCUCCCACGGAUGUCAAGGCGACAAGUGUGUCUGUGUCAGAGAUUCUUGUUGCAUGGAAACACACUAAAGAGAGUCUGGGAAGACCACAGGGAUUUGAGGUUGGUUACUGGAAAGACAUGGAACAAGAAGAUUCAGCAGAAACAGUGAAAACAAGGGGGAAUGAAUCCUCCGUCGUCCUGACGGGAUUAGAAGGAAACACGUUAUAUCACUUCACAGUGAGGGCUUACAAUGGAGCUGGAUACGGGCCACCAAGCAGUGAAGUGAGUGCAACCACCAAGAAAUCCCCCCCUAGCCAACCACCUGGCAGCCUCAGGUGGGAACAGCAAGGCGCCCAGGUUUCUCUGGGCUGGGAACCUGUCACCCCACUAGCCAACGAAUCUGAAGUUGUGGGUUACAAGGUUUUUUAUAGGCAAGAGGGUCACAGCAACAGUCAAGUUAUUGAAACACAGAAGCCUCAAGCAAUAGUGCCACUCCCCGACGCUGGAGUUUACAUUAUUGAAGUUCGAGCGUGCAGUGAAGGAGGAGAGGGGACAGCUAGCUCCCAAAUCAGGGUCCCAUCGUACUCAGGUGGGAAAGUCACAAGUGCUCAGUCGACUCUGCACACUCUCUCCACGUCUUGGUCAUCAGUAGCGUUGCUCUUGGCAUUGGUGAUUCCUUCCACCUCCUGGUGAAAACUGCUGAUGUCAUCUGCUUCUCUUUACCGUAGCUCGAUAGCAGCGGUGAAUAGCAUGUAGUGGAAGUGGAGACCCAGGAUCCUGAAAUGAGCUCAAGCUUUAAACAGUUGGGACUACCCAUGGUGCACUUACAUACAGGAGGCUGGGGGGAAUCUUACUUAUCCAUCAGGUUUCGCUUUGGUUUUUGUAAAUGAAGAGGACGGUUCUUGGUCCAAUAAAAAUAUGCAGAUUGUAUGUAAUGAAUUUUUGUAAGCAAAGGUAAUAUCUGUCAAAUGUAUCCUUUACUUUUUUAAUAUGUUGGAAUUUGAUUUUAUAUCUGAUGACUCUGAGUGUGUGCCAUCCAUUCGUUAAGUGAGUGGUCUUUAGCAGGUCUGUUUCAGAAACAAAUACAAAACUGAGAAUGAAAAAUUCCUUUAACACUGAGUCCAGUGUUCUUCAUUCUCCCUUCGGCUGACUAUUCCAACUGCCAAACCAGCAGGAGAUAUGAAAAAUACUUCAGUUAUGCAGUCCAUUACAGGAGAAGAACACAAAAAGUUUCUUGGGAAAUAUCAUAUGAUUGCAAAGUGAUAGCAAGAUUCAUCAAUAUGCUAUUCUAUACAAACCCCUAGAGCAAGUUAUUAGGGUAGGGAGUAAGCCAUUUACAUUCGUGCAAGGUAAAGAGAAAGUGAGCCCAAAUAAAUGUAAGUGUUAUUGUUUUUCAUAAAGUACUAUGUUAUCUAGCAACAAAUGUUUAUUUUUAAUAACAAAAAACAUCGUUUAUAUCACCAAAAAAUUAUGAUCACAAAAAACCUGCAGACAUGCAGCCACGGGUACUAAUUUAAAAAUAGAAUGAAUGAGGAACAGUGUUUUUUUUUCAUUUCUCUAUCUACUGCCAAAACAGAUGCUGAAUUGGGUCCAAGGUUUUCCCCUUGUUGCAGAGGUUUUAAGGACAAUGAAAAUUUGUUGUGCAAAUAAUUAUAUGCAGUCUGUGGAGUAAAAGGGUUCAAGUAUAAUGAAUAAAUUCUGAUCUUUAAAAACAGUUUCAUGCAUCACAUACCACUUAUAAAAUCAUACCAGCUAGCAAAAUAAAGAGGACCUCUCUCAGGUAAAUUUAUUUUUGUUUAAAUUAAGCUUGGAAACAUGGCGUCGGUGCAGGGAUUCAGCUAGCCUAGCCAGUCAUGCCAUGCUCUGUUCUGUUGGGAGGUGAGGCCCCUUUGACAUUUGGGGGAGUCAGGAUGACCUGAGGAAUCCCAGACCAUUGCUAGAAAGUGAGAUGAGAGUUUUCUACUUGAGGACAUCUUAAAGAAGCUCCAACAAACAGAAGAAUGUGCCGGGUUGACAUUACACCCAAGAAGACGCUUAGAAGGCAAGUUACCGCAAAGUCAUAUGCCAGAAGAGGGCCUGGAGAAACUAUCGUCUUAUAGGUGAUGCUAACAUGAGAAGGAAAAGCAGUUUCUUUUUUUGUAUAAUCUAAACCUAUUGGCUCCAUUUGCUUUUUUAAUAACAAGCAAAAUGAAGCAACAUUGAGCUCAAACUGCUGGCUCUAAAUUUUAAUCCUUAUACCAUCAGGGAAGCGAUUGAAGUUUCUGUCCUGAACAUCCUAAAAGAUUCGUUUCAGCCACACAGUAAAGCUCUCUCUGUUGGUGAUGCGUUCUCUUUAGGAAAAAUUAUGUUAACACUCCUAAACAAGCAAGAAGUGAAUUAAAAGACUCCGUCAACAUCUUACUGUAGCAAAUACUACAGAGGGUAAAGAUUUAAGCCUGUGAAUAAUAACGACCAAGUGGUCUUUCUUGAAUACCUCCUUUGAAGUGAGAGAGGCUGGUCUUUGCAAAUGCAGAGAUGCUGACUGUUUAGCUGGUAAAGCGUGAGCUCUCCCAGGCUGGUGCAACUUGGAAGAACAAAUUGUACAUCUGAAAAACAUGCAGAAAGCCUAUUUAAAAAUGAGAAAUGAUUUUUACAUGUUUGAUGAAUCAGACCAUUUUCUUCACUUUCCAUGGUGUCACAUAUUAGAUUUAGAGAAGGACUUUAAGAAUCAACUUAUCCCUAACAUACUUAUAAAGCAAAGUCCAGUAAAAUAUAAUGUCAAUAUAUGGCAAGUUCAAGUCAACUGAUAUCUUUAAUUAGCUGAUGGAUGGUGCAUAUCUGACGGAGUAUUUACGCAUAGAAUGUUUGGUGUAUUCUUACAAGAAUCAGAGAUAUGAGAUGUUUUUACUCAACAUUCUCAAAAUAUGUAUUUUGCAUCAUAAGCCUAUUUAAAAACAGCUUUUCAAUGUUUAUGUAUGUAUGUAUUACAUAUUUGUUACUUUGUAGAAAGCAGAACAGCAUUCUUUAUCAAGGUACGUUAUUUCCCAGCUGCAGUGCUGAUUGAUCUUUUUCUUGGAUGGGUUAGUAACCACACAGUCUUAAAUUACUGAAGAGACUGUAUUUUUGUAUAAUGUCGAUUGAACUAUGAAAAAACCAACAUUCCCUAUCAUUAGAAAUGUCAUGAAAGCAAAUGUUUUGCAUACCCAAAUGAAGGUACUGUGGACCCCAUGUCAAGCCGUUAAAUAUAUUGUAUACAAUCUGUAUAUAUACUAUAUAUAAGGUAUAUACCAUGUGGAAGGCACAGUCAGAUAAUAGUUCUGUGUACUGUUCUUGUAACAUUAGAUCUUUUUAAUAAACAAUUCUCUUUUUAUUGGCUUUUA
This is a messenger RNA of Carlito syrichta (Philippine tarsier), 5911 nucleotides long. RefSeq names its product contactin-5. Bases 588 to 3245 code for a protein of 885 amino acids. The transcript has 22 exons. The record is from RefSeq and is a predicted model, not a curated record. Lineage: Eukaryota; Metazoa; Chordata; Mammalia; Primates; Tarsiidae. Gene Ontology annotation, molecular function: cell-cell adhesion mediator activity. Gene Ontology annotation, biological process: brain development; cell-cell adhesion.